Pistacia vera is the source of this 1121-nucleotide messenger RNA. RefSeq names its product 2-hydroxyisoflavanone dehydratase-like. The record is from RefSeq and is a predicted model, not a curated record. The transcript has a single exon. The coding region runs from base 30 to 1121 and encodes 363 amino acids. Gene Ontology annotation, molecular function: hydrolase activity. NCBI's taxonomy places the organism in Eukaryota, Viridiplantae, Streptophyta, Magnoliopsida, Sapindales, Anacardiaceae.
UCUCAUUCUCAAUCUUUCAAUCUGGGCACAUGGCUUCUCUUUUUCUUAACCAUUUUUCAUCAGCAUUAUGCAGAAGAUACAGCUUCAAAGCCGCCGUUUAUGUUAACUGGUCAACACCCAUCACUUCUCUAUCAAAAAUGGCGUCUUCUGGAUCUUCAUUCAGUACUAGCUCUAGAACUCACAUUCAUAAUAGUUCAGUCACAUCUGGUCAUCACCCAAAUCCAAUUGAUCCGAACGAAGUAGCUCAUGAGUUUCGCUUCUUCAGAGUUUACAAAGAUGGCCGGAUUGAGAAGUUCCGGUCCACCGAAAAGAUCCCUCCGUCGGAUGACCCGGUAACCGGGGUUCGUAUUAAAGAUGUUGAAAUAUCAUCACAACCCGCUGUUUCAGCUCGUAUUUUCUUGCCCAAGAUCCGUGAUUCGAGCCGGAAACUCCCGGUUCUUUACCAUGUCCACGGAGGUGGGUUCUGCUUCGAAUCAGCUUUCUCUCCAAUUCAUUCAAAGUACCUCACUUUGUUGACGGCUGAAGCAGACGUAAUCACUGUGUCGGUCGAAUACGGGUUGUUCCCGGAUCGACCCAUACCCGCAUGUUACGAGGACUCAUGGGCCGGACUCCAGUGGGUGGCGGGCCAUGUAAAUGGGAAUGGACCCGAGUCAUGGUUGAAUGAGCAUGCUGAUUUUGGACGGGUUUUUAUAGGUGGAGAGAGUGCUGGAGGGAACAUCUCGCACAAUCUAGCUGUUCGGAUCGGGACACUCGGGUUACCCGGAGUGAACGUGGCGGGCAUGGUUUUGGUGCAUCCGUAUUUUGGAGGGAUAGACGAUGAUCAAAUGUGGCUUUACAUGUGUCCAUCUAACGGUGGGUUGCAGGAUCCUAGGCUGAAACCGAGUGCAGAAGAUCUGGCAAGGCUUGGGAGUAAAAGGGUGUUGAUAUUUGUGGCUGAAAAAGAUCAUUUAAAUGUAGUAGAAAGAAAUUAUUACCAGGAACUGAAAGAAAGUGGAUGGAAAGGAAGUGCAGAGAUCUUGGAAAAUGAAGGAGAAGACCAUUGUUUUCAUAUGGAGAAUCUCAGUAAUGAGAAGGCUGUAACUCUUAUCCAAAGAUAUGUUUCUUUCAUGAAAGAAGAAUAA